Paralichthys olivaceus (Japanese flounder) is the source of this 1036-nucleotide messenger RNA. The record is from RefSeq and is a predicted model, not a curated record. NCBI's taxonomy places the organism in Eukaryota, Metazoa, Chordata, Actinopteri, Pleuronectiformes, Paralichthyidae.
UAUUCAAGAGAUGAGUCUGGGGGAGUACAGGGAUGAGCGCCCAACUCCUGGAGAGGCAGCCAGGAAUGUGUUGGCUAAGGCGUUGUAUGACAAUGUGGCAGAAUCACCGGAUGAGCUGUCGUUCCGCAAGGGAGACAUUAUGACUGUGUUGGAGCGUGACACACAGGGACUGGAUGGCUGGUGGCUCUGCUCCCUCCACGGUCGCCAAGGCAUUGUCCCCGGCAACCGCCUGAAGAUUCUGGUCGGCAUGUAUGACAGCAAGCACCAGCAUCAGUCCAUGCCAUUCACGCCAGAUCCAGCCGUUGCCUGUUCCACCACCCUGGCGCAGCGACCUCUCGCCCCUCAGAGUGCUUACACCCAACCAACUCUUGCUCCAUCUUCUGCCAUUGCUACAUCUUCUGGGUUUGCCAACAAGCCCCUUCCCUCAGCUCAGUAUACGUCCAUGCACCCAAACUACUCCAUCCCCAGUCCUUCACAGCCCAACCUUGACUCUGUCUAUAUGAUGCCCCCCUCACACAGCCCAAAAUCAUCCCCAAGUUCCCAUGGUCUUUACCAGGUCCCCUCUGGCCCAGGUGGACCCACUCCACUGGCUGUGCCAGGACCCCCCAGCAAGGCACCAGCUUUAGCGCAGAGACACUACCAGCUGCCUGCAAAGGACAUCUACCAGGUGCCCCCUUCUGUUGGCCCAGGGCCAGGCCAGGGAGCAGCCCUGACUGGUGGUACAGGAGCUGGGCAGGAUGUGUACCAGGUGCCAUCAUCCUGGGAGAGCAGCAACAAGCCACUUGGGAAGGUGGUAGUUCCUACUCGGGUUGGACAGGUGUAUGUAUAUGACACUGUGAAAUCAGACCAGGACGAGUAUGAUGUCCCACCCAGACAUUCGCCUUCCAUACAGCAGGACAUAUAUGAUGUUCCACCCACCCGCCAGCAUUCCAACACACAGGUGUAUGACACUCCUCCCAUGGUGGUUAUGGGGACCUCUGGUGGUCAUGGAAUAUAUGACACCCCAGCAAGUACAGAAAAGAACACACAGCAGACA